CUUACUCCAAAAUUUGAUUUUUUGCAACUUAAAAUUAUCUGAUAUUAAAUCCUUCAGGCAACUGUAUUACAAUUCAAUAUUAGUAUUCUUAUUGACGACUAGUUCCAUAUUUAUAAAAGGGGUAAUCAGUCAAGAUGUACAUAUGGAUAUAUCUGAAUUUGGGCUAUUAGGCGGAGAAGCAUGGUUUUAUUGUAACUAUACUGAUAAAGGUGAUUCAAUUAUAGGACUGGAAUGGUUUUUUUCGGCCGAUCCUUCAGAUCUGGGAACACCACUUUUAUCGUAUGACCCAUGGACCCAUGGAGUUCAAGUAAACCAUAAAUGGAACGAUCGUUUAAAUUUUCAAGACAAAACCACAAAUACUUCCUUCUUUAUAUCACCAUUGAAAAGGGAAGAUCAAGGAAUUUAUCGUUGCACAGUAAUAGGAGAUGAAACCAUAACCAAAGAAAAAUUUUUGGAAGUUUACGAUCCUCCUGAUGAAAAAGAUGGAUUAAAGGUUAUUGAAGAUUUUAAGCCUUUAAUGAUUGGUGAAACUGCUAUAUAUACUUGCCAAUCAAGCAAUUCAAGUCCCCCAGCUAAACUUAUGUGGUUAAUAAAUGAUAACCCCGCUCAAAAGGAAAAUAUACCAUUGAAUUUAACUCUUACUGAUCCUUUAACUGGUACUUCAACAUCAGUGUUGAAAAUUAAAUUAAUUGGAUUGACAAAUUUACAUGGUGCAAAGCUAGUUUGUAGAGCUACUAUGUUUAGACAGCAGCCUAAGGAAUGGAUAAGAACUAUUGAAGUCACAACAAGUAUCAAAAAGUUGAGCCCCUUCUCAAAUUCUUAUUUCCCACUACCACCUAAUACAUUACCAGAAAUUUACUCGAAUAUUAGUAUGAACACACAUGAUAAAAGCUUAUUGUUAAAUUUGGGUGUAAAUAAAAUGAAUACAUCAUUUGAAUUACUUCAAAAUCAAACUACUAAGGCUAUUGUAGAAAUAACUACAUCAGGAAUCAUUCAUAACGACGAAACAAAUACUGAAGAUGGUAUAGUAAAAGGUCAAACUUUAGCUCCUAGAUUAAUAACCAAUGUUGAUUUAUUUGUAACCUCCCCUCAAAGUACUUCUGGCGACUUGUUUAUGAAUAUUACGACAUUUAGUAAUGAUUUUAAUAAUCAUCUAAUUAAAAAUCAUUCAACAAUGGAAAUGACGACAAAUAACAAUUUAGUUACAACUGCUUUAUUGAUUCAAAAUCAUAUGGGAAAUAUUUCGUUUAUGAACAUAUUGGACAGUACCUUACCUAGAAAUCGAACUUUAGAAAAUAUAAAUAUGAUGUUAGCUACUGGCUCCCCCAGAGAUGUAAGUGCAACCGCCCCAAUGAGAAAUGAUAUGUCAAUUACUAAAUCGCAAGUAACUAAGAAAAAUUCAGCAAAUCCAUUAAGUGGAAAUUUUAAAAUUAGCCUACUAUUAAUAGUGUCUUUUUCAAUAUACUGGUAAAACUUAUCCUACAAUGCUAUAGUCGUUGUGUAAUAUUUAUGCCUAAUCGCAACGAAAGUUUUAUCACUUAUUAAUGAUAAGAAUCGCUAAUAUUUUUAUUAUAAAAGUUUCAUUUAUGUAUCAUUUUUUUUAAUACUUGUUAUUAUGUUUAAUGUGAUUCGAUUCUAUUAUUUGGGUUAGCAAAUCACUUACUGUAUUUAAUUGUACCACAUAUUUUU
This is a messenger RNA of Gordionus sp. m RMFG-2023, 1689 nucleotides long. RefSeq lists its product as uncharacterized. The transcript has 11 exons. The record is from RefSeq and is a predicted model, not a curated record. Bases 143 to 1471 code for a protein of 442 amino acids. NCBI's taxonomy places the organism in Eukaryota, Metazoa, Nematomorpha, Gordioida, Chordodea, Parachordodidae.